CCUCCGACCUGAACUAUGUCCCCCAGCCAAAUAAAUCUCCACUUCCUGCGUUAUUCGGUAAUCGCAUCCCUCAUCUCUCUACACUUCACGCCAUGCCCAGUCAACAGGACGACGCAAACGCCGCAUAAUGACAAUCCGCUAACGCACUCCAUACAUUACUCGCAACUGUAGGACAAACAACAUCAUAUCUCGUGGUUUCGGGAAGUCCUGUAAGACUGUCACGCGAUGCCUCCGAGCCUUUCCGCCACGUUCGGACGCGGAAUGAUCGCUUUGGCGAGCCUACUAGUGACGCGCCCUUCGCCGAAUUUUAAGGAAGGCGGUCGCCGCUCCAGAGACGGCGUGGCAUGCGGGGUAAGCGGCGAGAGCGGGGAUCAGAUCGCACAGCAUCAGGCGACAGCCUCUACGCUCAUCUCUCCGUCAUAUUCCACUGCCGCCGUUGCCUUAAGCCAGUCAACGCACGCCGCCGCUGCCGCUGCCGCUGCCGCUGCUGCUGCUGCUGCUGCUGCCGAGUCUCUCGCGCCCCCUCAAUCACUCGACGCGAGCCGUAACCACCUGGCGGAGGAGUCUCGUUGCGCCGCUUUCGAGCCGGAAGCUCAAACGGGAAGCGAUACAGCCACCAACGUAGAAAUGCUUUCAGAGAUUGACGGGACGACGGGAACUACAGAAAUGCUUCCUGAGAUUGCCGAAUUCAACACGAACGCCGAUUCAGAAUCCGCCAGGGAGAGCGAGCAAGCCGUGCAUCCGAAUCAUCCGAAGCUUGAUGCGUCAUCCCAUCAUGAGAGCGCGGAUGGACGACGCGAUGGUACUGCCGCUGACUCAGCACCGAUCUCGUCGCCACCGGCUGCCACUGGCACAACUAUGCUAGUACCGUCUAGAAUUCCGAGUCUGACUGACACAAUCACUUCUGGUGAUUCUGACGAAACCGAGUCAGCGUCCGCCACGGUGGCAGAGGAGACGUCAGCAUCCACGUCAUGCCCAUUCGGCCUGAGAGGUUCGCCCUUACGUCAGUAUCGCCGUCUGCGCCUGAGAGAUUCACGCUUGCGAAUGGUGCUAACGAGGAUCCGGCGAAGAAUGCCCUCUUGCGGGAAGGUGAUACGCCGGGGAACGACGCCGGGAGGGAGGGCGACGAAGCGGGCGAGGAAUGGGAGGAUGGAGGGGCAGCACCGGCGUUGUAAGGUAACGUGGAGGGCGCUGGUUCUGACGAAGCAGCAGAGCUUGCGGCAAGUCAUACCCGCGUUCUCUCGAUGGAGUAAGGGGGACAGAACUUGGAGUCUGCACCAGAGAUUCUCAGGUGGUUCUUCAGGUGAAUGUUGGGAAAUGGGGGAGGCUAAGAAUAAGAGUGUUAUUGGAAUGAAGGUCAGGACUGAGGAGGAAGGAGAAGGGAAGGAGAAGCGAUGGGCAAUGGGGAAGAGUGUGGCCCUCCGUUCUGUGAUUGGUCACGGGCCGUUGGUCCGGGAGGUGGAUCGGUGCAAGAUGUGUCAGGUGUGGGUUGAGCGAACCAGCCUCGGCGAUUGUGCUGCCGAAUCUACUUACGGUGCUGACGUGUGUGCUGCCCUGGAUCAUGGUCAUGACGUCACUAGUGAUCUCAACCGUCCAUCAUCUGAUCGCCCUCAUACCGGGAUUCACACUGCGACUACCAGAAGCGACUCCCAAGGGAAUGCUGCAGACGCAGGUGUAAGCAGCAAUGUCAGUGUCGCCAGCACCAACGCCAGCGCCAUCGGCAGCAGCGUCAGCGCCAGCACUUACAGCACCAGCACUUAUGUAAGCGGCAGUACCAGUGGGGACGUGGUUGGGAGGAGCCUGGCUCUUGGGUGCAGCCUGGCGUUCGGCAGCACGCUUGCGAUCGCAACGAGCCUCUCUUUCGGCGGGAGUCUUGCCAUCGCCAGCAGCAUUGCGUUUGGGAGUAGCCUGGCUGUUGUGAGCAGCUGUGCCGUGGAUGACAGCACUGGCAGGUGGAGGAGACGCGAGGGACACAAGCGGAAAGAUGCAGAGGAGGAGGAGGGGAAGGCGCAAGGAGAGGAUGGUGCGAUGGGGAAGGUAGGGGAGGGGAAAGGUGGGGAUGAUGGGAGGUAUUGUGGGAUGGGGAGUACAGGGGAGGGUGGGGAAUCUGCAGCAGCCAUGGCUGGUGCUCUGGCAGAAAAGUCGGGAGCAGGUGAUGAUGACGAGAAUGAUUGCUCUGCUGAUGCUGGUAACGGCAGCCUCAGGUCAAGGAUGAGGUGGCACCGAGGCAUCAGGCGAAGCAUGUCGUACGUAGUUCCAACCACCGAGACUUGGAUCCUCUCCCCCCAUCUCUACACUCGGGCACGGUCAGAAGGAAACUCCCCAAGAGGCACCGCUAACGUCCCCACACCCACACACACCGCUACAACCUUCCCUCCCCCAUACAGUCAAGUGCAGGAGCGAAUAACCGGGGAUGGGACAGAGGAGGUGGUACCACAGAAGGCAUCUUUGUCUGCUAACGGAACAACCCAGACAGUGCAUGCAGAAGAGAAGCCAUCCUCCCCAGGGUACACCAUUCAUGGGGCAACGCUUGUGCUCUCCCCAGAACCAUCCAUCUCCUCCCCGUUCUCCUCCGACUGCCACUGGACUUCCACCAAUAGCCUUCUGCCACGCGGCUCGCCCUCGGACUGCCACUGGACGUCAACCAAUAGCCUGCUGCCACGUGCCUCCCCUUGGAGGCUCCCUUUCAAGGGGUCACCUCCAAUCGUUACUAAGAGGUGUAGUGUUAGCCUUAGGCGAGCCAAGUCUUGUGUGGAGAUGGCUCAUAUUAGCCAUAGCUAUGAUUGCUUAGAUGGCUGGCUCACAUGUCACUAGUGACGUACACGGUACUUGAAUUGCGCUACCCAACCACCCGUGUGC
This is a messenger RNA of Closterium sp. NIES-67, 2859 nucleotides long. The record is from the annotation of a GenBank genome assembly. Lineage: Eukaryota; Viridiplantae; Streptophyta; Zygnematophyceae; Desmidiales; Closteriaceae.